AUGGCCCCUGCUCUAACCGCCAGCCGACGGCGAUGGAUCUUCGUCCUCGCCGCCGCUGGGAUCUCCGGCUACGGUGCCUACAGAUUCUAUCACCUCCCUUCUGUCUCAGCAAAACGCCGGAAGCUCGUCAAGCUCUUCACGGCCCUCUUCUCCGUUGCGGAGGCUAUCUCCUCUUCAGCCGACGCCGUCAGUCUCCUAACUUCCGAUCUUAAACACUUCCUCCGGUCCGAUUCCGACGAGAUCCCCCUAAGCCUCAAGCAACUCGCUAAAGUCGCGCGAUCCGAUGAGUUUUCAACAUCAAUUUCUAGACUUUCCGAUGCCCUAGCAGUCGGAGUCAUUCGAGGGCUUCACACUGCAUCGGAUUCUCCUGUAACAGAAGCUCAGACCAGCUCAAGCUUCUCUGAUAGGCUUCUCGACAAGCUUUUCUCUGAUAAAGGAUCCGGUUUUGCCUCGGUGGUGGUCGGAAGUUUCGCAAGGAGCAUGGUGAUGGCCUUAUAUUGCAGAGGAGAUGCAAUUGAUUCUUGCGAUGUGCCAGCUUGGGUCAAUUUGAUGUGCACGGACAAGUGUAGGGAGCUGAUUGCCAGCAGCAUUCAGCUUUUUGUGAGAACUGCUGUGUCUGUUUACCUGGACAAGACUAUGGACGUCAACACUUAUGAAGUCUUGUUCUCCGGCCUCACAAACCCCAGACACGAGGCUAAGGUCAAGGACAUCUUGGUUUCUGUUUGCAAUGGUGCUGUGGAAACAGUUGUAAAGACUUCUCAUGGGGUGCUGAGCCGUUCAAAGUCAAGUUCAUCGAUGACUAGUAGGAACGAUCUCAACCAAUUUGGUUUGUUUCAAAGUUUGAAGAGUUCUGGUGAUAUCAAGAGCAAGUAUAGUAGUGGAUGGGUUGAGCAGGUUUCAUCAGUUUUAGCAGUUCCGAGCAAUAGACAGUUUGUUCUUGAUGUGACUGGUAGAGUGACAUUUGAGUCUGUGAGAUCUUUUGUUAAAUUUGUCAUGUGGAAUCUACAAGAUGGUAUGAAGAGGAGUAUGAAUGUUGUUAGUGAGAAAGUUGUCGAAAGGGGCAUGGAUGUGAUGAGGUACUUGUGCUCCAAGGCUAUGCUUGCUUUCAGUUUAUGUAUUGCACUCUGCCUGGACAUUGCAGGUGGAAAGAGAAUUUUGUUGGCUGCGUAA
Molecule: messenger RNA, 1170 nt
Organism: Dendrobium catenatum
Lineage: Eukaryota; Viridiplantae; Streptophyta; Magnoliopsida; Asparagales; Orchidaceae
Product: protein PHLOEM PROTEIN 2-LIKE A10-like
Exons: 1
Coding region: 1-1170 (389 amino acids)
Source: RefSeq, a predicted model, not a curated record